CUUUUCGCCUCAGGACACUGCCUUCCUACAGGAUGAAGCCUACCUCUAGCUUCCUUCUCAUCCUCAUCUCCCUUCUCCAGCUGACGAUCCCAGGAAGUGCUCAGUGUUCCUUAGACUCCAUUGUGAAUGAAAAGAUGAAGCAAGCUCUCAUCCAUCUAGAGUUCAAUCCUUCUGCUCCUCAAAAGAAGAUCUCAUGUACCAGUAUCAAGACCUCAGGCAAACUGUCCUCCUGCCCUGCUGGGACUGUUGUCACCGGCUGUGCUUGUGGCUAUGCCUGUGGUUCCUGGGAUGUCCGGGGGGAAACCACAUGCCACUGCCAGUGCAGCUUGGUAGACUGGACCACUGCCCGCUGCUGCCGCCUGACCUGAGAAGGAGGAGGAUGGGAACCCACUUGUGUGACCGUGACUCUAAAGAAACCACGACCCCAAACAGGAAACCUGACUCAAACUGUCCCUUUCAUUUGUUACAACCCUACUUCUUGGGUAAUAAAAACAAUUUUUGCA
Messenger RNA from Ceratotherium simum simum (southern white rhinoceros), 503 nucleotides. RefSeq names its product resistin like beta (gene RETNLB). Gene Ontology annotation, molecular function: hormone activity. The record is from RefSeq and is a predicted model, not a curated record. Lineage: Eukaryota; Metazoa; Chordata; Mammalia; Perissodactyla; Rhinocerotidae. Gene Ontology annotation, cellular component: extracellular region.